AAUGGUUUCAGGCCAGAGAUCAUAUAGAUGCUUUAAUUUGCGGACAGGACUGGUUGGAAAGCCCUGAAAACAAUAGCAAGGAAGGGAAGCCUGGUUCUUCUCUGGUCUCCUCAAAUGUGAGAUUUGACUCACCUGGGAAGCAAAUGUCCAAAUAUUUGGUUGGUCCGUUUACAGUGAGCAAACCUACCAGUCCUGAGGACUUAAAGUUAAUCCAAUAUGUCUUUGAUUCUUCACUGGGUGAGAGUGAGACUAUUGUCCAAUGCAAGAAUUAUCAUUUAUCUCGGAGGGAACUAUACUCUCUGAGACCAGAGACCUGGCUUGAUGAUAACGUCCUUUCUACGAUAUCUGAUGCCAUGACUUUAGUUAGGAGGAAGAUGGAAGAUUCUGUAAAUUGGUAUCUGCCAAUUGUUUUUGCGGCGACUGCAGAUGAUCCAUCUAAGUGUAUUUCUUUCGCGAAAAAGGACAGGAUCAAGGAAAUCUACAUGUCAGAUCUUUUGUGCUGUGAAAAGGCGUUUGUUCCUGUGUUUGACAACGAAAGAAGGCAUUUCUUUCUAUUCGUACUACAAUUGAAAAAGCAAGUUGUUGAGAUAUGGGAUUCAUUAGCUGCAUCAUGUCAGAGUGAUUGGGUUGACGGGCGACUGCAUAACUUGUUGGUUAGCCUGGACACCCUUUUCCAAGAUGAUAUAGAUCAGUACUACCAAAAGGUUUCGUCCUUCACAGAUUUCAGAGUGGAAAGACCAUCGAAUGUCCCACAGCAACAAAAUGGACAUGACUGUGGUGUAUGUUAUCAAGUUUAUGCUAGCACCAGAAGAAGUGACAAAUCCUGAUUUUGUGUUCGACAGUGAAAACGAGAGGUUGGAAGUGGUACUAAGAUUGCUAGCGAGUGAUGUCAACUCAUGCAGGAAUGAUUUGGCUUCUAAGGCGGAGGCAUAUUAUGAGCAGAGGUUUGGAAAUCAUUGAGAAUUUUUGGCAAGAAAUGAGAAUAUGAAAGACGUAAAUCAUCGAUAGGAAAGAAAGUAUUCAGACAACAUAUAGGAAUUCAACUUCAAGGAAGCUUACCAGAGAAUGUGGGCUGCAUGAGAAAGGAACUCAAUGCUCAUCAAAUCAGCUGUGAAUGGUCAUUAUUGUAAACAAUAUAGUAUAAUUGGUACAGACAUAAAAUGGCAAUAUGGGAAACAGUCAUCUGGUUGCCUUGCCCCCUCCUGCACAUUCCUGUGGAGAUUUCUGGCUGAAAUAAAAACUAUGAGUUGUUUCAUCAUUUCAUAAAUACCAUGUAAAUAUUAUAUAAA
Messenger RNA from Populus euphratica (Euphrates poplar), 1289 nucleotides. Its product is annotated as ubiquitin-like-specific protease 1. Lineage: Eukaryota; Viridiplantae; Streptophyta; Magnoliopsida; Malpighiales; Salicaceae. Gene Ontology annotation, molecular function: cysteine-type peptidase activity. Gene Ontology annotation, biological process: proteolysis. The record is from RefSeq and is a predicted model, not a curated record. The coding region runs from base 144 to 827 and encodes 227 amino acids. The transcript has 8 exons.